CUCCGAGUUUUGUACUGUUUAUAAAAAGUUCUGAAGUUCUGUCUUGUGUUGUUAUUAUCAUGGCUUCACGAAGAACUAGAAAAGUCUGUCAGGAUUCUGACGGUCAGCCCGAAGCGCAGCACAACUAUGACCAGAAAAUUAGACUUACUAAGAGAAAGGAGCUGUUUAUACAGCAGUUUGAGAAGGAAGCCCAGGACCGGAUAAAUGAAAUGGAGGCUAAUCUGAACAAAUUACUGGCCACUGUGGACCGAGUCUUCAAAAUAGAGCUGAUGAAAAUGCCUCAGUCGCUCCACACCACGCUGAUUAAAGACCUGAUGAAUGAUGAUGACACGUCUGUGGGGGAGGUCACUAUGGCGCUCAAGUGUGCGUCUCCAGAAAUUCAGAAACCCUUAUCUCGAAAACCAAGCAAAAAAGGUUUGAGUGUCGCAGUAGGCCAACAGAGGUCAUCAGGUCAAAACAAGACCGCUCCAGUUGAAGGCCCAAAGAAACCCACUAAGAAGACCCUGCACAACAGUAAGAGCACUGGAAGUCUGAGGUGUGCCUCAACUGUCAGUGCAAAAAGAACCCAAGGACGGGUUGUCAAAAUGGGUGAUCAGGCUUUGGGGUUGGGUAAAUUCAGACAAACGAGUCGCUCUGUUGGUGAUGAAAUGAUGGCGACAGCCACAAUAGUAACUUCCCUUGGAGAAACACUGUUCCUUUCUGAAGACAAUAAAGAUGACAUCAAUGUUGAGUUGUUAGAUGAUGCAGCUGUACAUCAGAUGCGAAAAAUCAAGGAUCUAAUGGACUAUCUGUGUAACAAAGUGGGGCUCAAUAACACCCGCUGAUAUUUGAAGAGAAAUGUGUAUAUAUAUUUUUUAAUUGUAAAACUAUUGUAAGUAAAUGAAAUAAAGUGAUUUAUUUAA
Molecule: messenger RNA, 902 nt
Organism: Cyprinus carpio (common carp)
Lineage: Eukaryota; Metazoa; Chordata; Actinopteri; Cypriniformes; Cyprinidae
Gene: cdca9
Product: cell division cycle associated 9
Biological process (GO): mitotic sister chromatid segregation
Cellular component (GO): chromosome, centromeric region; spindle midzone; chromosome passenger complex
Source: RefSeq, a predicted model, not a curated record